CCCGGCUCCAGCCGCCGCGAGACCUUCCCGGAGACGCGCGCGCACACACAGCGCACCCCAGCGCACCCCAGCACACCGCACACCCUCGAUCCCUUGCUCUCACGCACGCACACACUCAAUCUGGUGGAGCAGGAGCCACUGACCAUUUUGUAAGUGCUGGGACCAGCUGCGGCGCAGUGGGUGCAAACACUCUGCCUUCCAUUCGGGGCUUUCGUCUUGGGGACGACGAGGAGAGGCGAAGGUGGGCCAGGACGUGGACCAGGCGCUGGGCACUGGUUGGGCCGCCUUCCUGGCAGAACCGCUCCCCGGGACGGGCGCGGGCCUCCGCAGAGAGUAGAAUAAAGAGGAGCGGCCGCAAUCGCAGCGCGACGAGGAUGGGACCUCCCCUAUUUCCAGAUCUGUUAACAAACGGAUGGAAAUGCUGAAUGGAGGAACCGCUGAUUUCAUUUGUUUGAGAAAAUCGUCCAGAGGAACUCGUAUUUGGCUACUUUGAGCAGUGGAGGGGGUGUCCAUGACGUUGCAGGGGGAAAAUAAACAUCUGAAACCUCCUGUGUGAACUGCAAACUGUAACCAAGCAAGGAGAAAAAUCUCUAUAUUUUGAUUUCAUGCAAACGGUUUUAAGCAACUGUAGCAUAAACUUAUUUCUAUGCCUUGUACCCAGUUCAGCAGAAACCAGAGGAGUCCUGUCGGGGGACCCCAUCCCAUCAUUAUCCGGGACACCCACCGCCAGCGGCCUGCCUUCGUUUGCCCACAUCCCCCUGGAAAGGAUAUCUGUUUGGGAUACCACAGUCUAUCCUAUAGAACUAUGGCCAAAUCUCCACGAAUGCUUUGCUAAUUUGGGGAUCUAACUCCUAGAACCUACCUGCGGGGCUGGAAUUUAUCCUAAAUUCAUCUGAAGAAAUGAUGUUUUAAGCCAUUUAAAAAUACCUCUUAAAAAUUCCUGUGUAGCAGGAUUUGAUAGGCUUAACAACAUGACAGGUGCGAAGUGCGCUAGGAGCAUCCGGCCGACGGCCCAGCGCCGGGAACAUGGAGAGCGAGCGCGACAUGUACCGCCAGUUCCAGGACUGGUGCCUCAGGACUUACGGGGACUCAGGCAAGACCAAGACGGUGACCCGUAAAAAAUACGAGCGGAUUGUCCAGCUUCUCAACGGCUCCGAGUCGAGCUCCACGGAUAACGCCAAAUUUAAAUUCUGGGUCAAAUCGAAGGGCUUCCAGCUGGGCCAGCCGGACGAGGUCCGCGGGGGUGGCGGCGCCAAGCAAGUGCUCUACGUGCCCGUCAAGACCACGGAUGGCGUAGGGGUAGAUGAGAAACUGUCUUUACGGCGGGUAGCUGUGGUUGAAGAUUUCUUUGACAUUAUCUAUUCGAUGCAUGUGGAAACAGGGCCAAAUGGAGAACAAAUUCGAAAACAUGCUGGACAAAAGAGAACUUACAAAGCAAUUUCAGAGAGCUAUGCCUUCCUACCAAGAGAAGCGGUGACACGAUUUCUAAUGAGCUGCUCAGAGUGCCAGAAAAGAAUGCAUUUAAACCCAGAUGGAACAGAUCAUAAAGAUAAUGGAAAACCUCCCACUUUGGUGACCAGCAUGAUUGACUACAACAUGCCAAUUACCAUGGCGUAUAUGAAGCACAUGAAGCUGCAGCUGCUAAACUCACAGCAAGAUGAGGAUGAAAGUUUAAUAGAAAGUGAUGAGUUUGAUAUGAGCGAUUCGACACGGAUGUCAGCUGUGAACUCUGAUCUUAGUUCCAAUCUUGAGGAAAGAAUGCAAAGCCCACAGACUCUUCAUGGCCAGCAAGAUGAUGAUUCUGCUGCAGAGAGCUUUAAUGGCAAUGAGACUCUGGGGCACAGUUCAAUUGCUUCAGGGGGAACACACAGCAGGGAGAUGUGCGACUCCAAUGGUGAUGGCAAAACUGGGCUGGAGCAGGACGAGCAGCCACUGAACCUGAGUGACAGUCCCCUCUCGGCACAGCUGACUUCAGAAUACAGAAUAGAUGAGCACAGCAGUGAUGGGAAAAACAAAUACAAGAAUCUUCUAAUUUCUGACCUCAAGAUGGAACGGGAGGCUCGAGAAAAUGGAAGCAAGUCUCCUGCACAUAGCUACUCAAGCUACGAUUCUGGCAAAAAUGAGAGUGUGGACCGGGUUGCUGAGGACAUAUCUCUAAACAGGGGGGAUGAGGAUGAAGAUGACCACGACGACCAUGACGAUUCUGAGAAAGUGAACGAGACAGAUGGCGUGGAAGCAGAGCGACUGAAAGCUUUUAAUAUGUUUGUCAGGCUGUUUGUAGAUGAAAACUUGGACCGAAUGGUCCCAAUCUCUAAGCAGCCCAAAGAAAAGAUCCAGGCUAUCAUUGACUCAUGCAGGCGACAAUUCCCUGAGUAUCAAGAGCGUGCCAGAAAACGUAUACGUACUUACCUCAAGUCCUGCAGGCGGAUGAAAAGAAGUGGUUUUGAGAUGUCUCGACCUAUUCCUUCCCACCUUACUUCAGCAGUUGCAGAGAGUAUCUUGGCCUCAGCCUGUGAGAGUGAGAGUAGAAAUGCCGCCAAGAGGAUGCGUCUGGAAAGACAACAGGAUGACUCUGCACCAGCCGACAAGCAGUGUAAACCAGAGGCGGCCCAGGGCGCUUACUCAACCUCAGCCAUGUCAGGGUCCCAGGAGGUGUUGUACAUCAAUGGAAACGGAACCUACAGCUACCACAGUUACCGAGGCCUGGGAGGGGGACUGCUAAAUCUGAAUGACGCUUCCAGUAGCGGACCCACUGAUCUCAGCAUGAAGAGGCAAUUGGCAUCGAGCUCAGGAUCCUCUAGCAGUUCAAGCUCCAGACCCCAGCUGAGUCCAACUGAAAUCAACGCUGUGAGACAGCUUGUUGCAGGAUAUCGAGAAUCAGCUGCAUUUUUAUUGCGUUCUGCAGAUGAACUGGAAAAUCUUAUUUUACAACAGAACUGAGUCAAAUGACGACCAUAUUCAGUGAGGUCUAAAUUUGCAGUUUCCACUAAUGACAUUUUGAUUUCCCAGCAGAGAUGCUUCUGAUCUUACUGCACAGUCUUUUAAGAGAAAUACUUGCAUUAUGCCACAUUGUCCUUGAUCCAUAAAGUGAUGUGUUAAGGUGCUUCAAAGGAACUUUGCCCUCUGAAGUACUUGAGAUACUUUAAUGUGUCCAGCCUACUGCUUUUUGUUUUUGUGUGUCAGCAUAAAUAUCUGGGGGGAAAAAAAGGCUGUAAAUCCCUAAUUCAAGGAUAAAACAGAAGAAGCUUUGUGGUAUAAAAAAUAAUUCAAGAUCCAACUGAAAUAUUAGUGGAAUUUGCUACUGACUCAUAGGACUGAAAGCUCCAGUAUCUGACAAAAAAAAAAAAGCCAAAUUUCCUGUUGCUACAGGAUAUAACAACAAUGAAAAGGAUCUUGUAUUUUAAAAAAUAUAUAUAUGUAAUUUUUAUAAAAAAAAAAACUUGUUUUUCAUUCAAAAUUGUCAUUUUUACUUUGGUAACUUUUUCAUAGGUCCUAAAAGAAAACUGUUUUGAGAAACUACUGUAUGUACCUUUUCCACAUCCCUUUGCCUUCUUUUUCCAAAUUCUUUCUACAAAAAAAAAAAAAAUGACACUUGAUGCUGGAAAACCCCUUGCCUACGUUCUUUAAAUCGUCACAUCAGGAACUACAUCCAACAGAAGCCUGCAUUUCAGACUCAUGUUGAUCUCAAGCAUCCCACUCAACACUGCAGCUUUCUCAUAGCUGUUUUCAUCAUACAAUUUUUUUUAUUAAAAAAGACAUAAUCAUUGGAAAAAAAAAAAUCACACCUUUGUUUCUUACAUCUGCUCACAAUGGAUUGCCGCUGCUGUGUUAUAAGCAUCCCUCUAGCAGCAACUGGAUGUAGAUGACUGAAUGUUAAGAGGUUGCAAGUGACAAUCUGAAAAUUUGCACUCUUAUGUGUAGUUUUCUUUUCAUUUCUCUUUCAGAAAUAGUUUCCAAAAAGACCAUUACCUCUCCUGAUAUGAUUUGUAUAAUUUACAGUUUUAGGUAAAAAUGAUUAAAGAACUCUCAGUGGAUGCAGCUGCAACUUACAAUGAACUGUCCCUUCUUAUUCCCUGUAUUUUGCCCUUCUUUUAUAGUGUUGGAUACACAAGAAUGGUGUUUUCUUUGUGCACUGAGAUAAGCCUAUUUUUUAAAUAUUUAGAGAGAAAUACAUCAGUUUAUGCUUCUUGUACAAUUUUUUUUGUUGUUUAGCUUUGGUUGGAUUACAAAUUCUUUGUGCAUUCCUGAAUUUGCCUUAUUUCAUGUAAAAUUUAUGUCAUUCAGUUUUUGAUAAUGAGUUUAAGGCACCAGUGAUAUUUCUUAUCUACUUGUUACAUAUAGUUUUUCAAGUAAUGACUGUGAUUGUGACCAAGUAAUGUGCACUUUUUCUUGUAACUGUGGACAUUGCUAUGCUUUUUUCUUCUAGUGUUUCUAGAAUUACUGUUCCUUACAGUUACGUAAACAAAACAAAAACAAAAAAAAUGAAAUUUUGUGAUACUGUUGGUGAAUAUAAUGUGAAAAUCUUAUUGAAAUAUGAGUAUUUUGGAGAUACAUAGAUGCACAAACAUCUUUUACAGUGUGGACUUAGAGUUUGCUUAUUUAAAUGAAAAUUCAAAAUUUGAGGGCUGGUAUAAUUUUAUCUGUUUUGUUUGGUUUAAUAAAAAGAUUUCUGUGUUAAAA
Molecule: messenger RNA, 4680 nt
Organism: Talpa occidentalis (Iberian mole)
Lineage: Eukaryota; Metazoa; Chordata; Mammalia; Eulipotyphla; Talpidae
Gene: NOL4
Product: nucleolar protein 4
Exons: 12
Coding region: 1027-2940 (637 amino acids)
Source: RefSeq, a predicted model, not a curated record